Messenger RNA from Drosophila albomicans, 891 nucleotides. RefSeq lists its product as uncharacterized. The transcript has a single exon. The coding region runs from base 447 to 866 and encodes 139 amino acids. The record is from RefSeq and is a predicted model, not a curated record. Lineage: Eukaryota; Metazoa; Arthropoda; Insecta; Diptera; Drosophilidae.
CAACAGUGGUGGCAACAACAUGCUGCAACACUUGACCCAUAAACACAACGUUUCGCUUAAUCCGGUUAUGCAUGCAUCUGGAUUAACGUUGGCCCAAGCGAGAAAACCUUUCGAGAAUCCUCACGGUUUCUGUUCACUUUCAGUUUGUUUUCGCGACUUUACGACACUUUUUAGGUAAUGAAUGGGAUUACAGUUUUUUAAUCCACUCGACAGGCGGUGUCAGCUAUAAAAAAAAAUGGCAAUAAUUGCAAACAGCAGCCAUAAAACAACAAAAAAAAAAAUGGUGACCCGCACCCGAGGCAACAUUUUGACCUGUGUGCAUCGAAUGCGGUUGGCAGCGCGGUGUCCGCUGUCUUAUGAAUGACCGUCGGCAGGUCAUAAACUCAACAUCAUCUCGAGUAUAAAAUGCAGUUACAACUCGGUUGAGGACAUCAAACGCAGUCGAGAUGUGCAACCCACAGCAACUCAAGCAGCAGCAGCAACAGCAGCAAAAGCAAGAGCAGUCUUCAAGUGCAACGGCAAGUGAAGCUGCCACAGCAACUGCAACUGCCUCUGCAACUAAUCUUCCUGCCUCUCCUCCGUCGCCUUCCUCCGCUUACGUUUUGUACUUGCAUCGUGAGGAAAUUAGACGCCGCAAAACGCAUUCGGCUCGUGCUUCGAUGACAAAGAUUCAGCUGACCAGUGAACUGAUUGCGAGAACUAAACAAAACAUCAGUCGCUGCAGCUACGAGGAUCUCGAGAUCUUGGCCAGAGAGACGCUCUUCAAGAAGAAUCUCCAAAGACAUUUGCACUAUCGACGCAUGCAAAUGCAAGCUUGGAUGGCAGCCAAGAAGCAAGGCAAGAUUGCCAAAGUGACGACGGCUUAAAAGAGCAGCCAAGAUCCGUAAUAUA